This is a messenger RNA of Ruditapes philippinarum (Manila clam), 1785 nucleotides long. Its product is annotated as centrosomal protein of 19 kDa-like. Gene Ontology annotation, biological process: trans-Golgi to periciliary membrane compartment transport; microtubule anchoring at centrosome. The transcript has 2 exons. Gene Ontology annotation, cellular component: spindle pole; ciliary basal body; centriole. The record is from RefSeq and is a predicted model, not a curated record. Lineage: Eukaryota; Metazoa; Mollusca; Bivalvia; Venerida; Veneridae. The coding region runs from base 134 to 640 and encodes 168 amino acids.
GCUUUCCAGAUAAUUUUCACGGGUGGGAAUUACGAAGAACACCGUUUAACAUGGUUGACAAGUUGACACAAAUCUUUUUGCUGUAAGAUAUGUAAAUACAGGCUGAAUUCAAGAUGCAAAUGUGAUUUACGUGAUGGUAAUUAUGGAGAUUGAGGUUCAGAAAUGUGGGGUGAAAUUUGAUCCGCCAGCGAUAAUGAUUGUAUACAGUGACAAUGGAUCUAAGAAACACAGACAAAGGACGAUGCCAUUAAGAGAUUUCACAAAAGAUUCAAACACUGAGAAGGCGACUGAUGAUUUAAUUGCCCAUCCGCGUCAUGGGAAAUAUGUAACUAAAAUUCCAAAAGUUCAGUUGAUGAGACUUAUUACAAUAAUAAGGGACAAAUUGAAUGGUAUGUCACUUGAGGCCAGUCUAGCAAGAAAUGAUGCCUUGGAUAAAAUAGAUCCGGAAGAAAACUUGAACACAGUGGAUGAGGAGACUUUAAAACGGAAAAAAGCUGCUAUGGAGCGAACUUUUGAGAAACAUCAGGUGAAACCAAAUGAUCCAAACUUCAAAUACGAUGUUGACGUAGAGUUUGACGAGCAAGAUGUGAUAGAGUCUGGAUGGGAUUCUGGAGAGGAUGGAUCUGAUUUAGAGUUUUAACGUGGAUCUGUUUUAAGAAGUGGAUAAAAAGUGACGUUGGUGAUGUUACUAAGUAACAGUUACUCUGAUAGCGUGUAUACCACAGAAAAAUUGUAAACAAAAAGCAAAACAAAAAGCUUUUUAGGGAAAGGAAUUAAAUAACAGGAAACAUAGCCAAAGUUAAGAAUUAUUUAGAAUAAAAAAAUUGGCUUUAUCUAUGUAAAAACAAAGAUCACAUUUUACUUUAAAAGUUUUUUAUACUGAUAUUUUUCUCAAUAUUUAAAAGUCUGAUCAAUAUACAAUUUUUUUAUAAAGCAGACUUCAGAAUAUCAUUUGUUUCAUAGGGGCUAAGAGCCCACUUAACUCAAUGCUAUGUAUUAUUAGAUUAUCAUAACAGUUAUAGAAAGCUUAACAUUAACAUCUUUAACAUUCAGUUACAAAGCUUCUAUUCUGUAACAUUUAUGACUAGUUUUGCUCAGACUGGCUUUGCUUUAAACAAAUUUCAUUUUCAAAUUGCUACAGUGACCAAAUACUUUAUAAAUUAAAUACAGAUGCUGUACUUUCAAGGGACUCCAUUGAGGUCCUUCGACUUAAAGUGACUGGAAAUAAUUUUUCAAGAUUAAUGUUCCAUUUGAUGUAAUUUUAGACCAAUAACUUGCAUAGAAUAAUUAUUCAAAUUGUGAAAAAUGACCAAAAAAUGAUAAGCAUUGCAGUGCUUUGCAUUCAAAAUGUGCUUAAAAUAGCACAAAAAUGUGAUUUUCAAUUUAUUUAUGAGCAUAUGACUUAAUUUUAUUUUGGAUAUUUUCUGUUUUAAGUGCCCCAGCUGAUCUUUAUAAGAUUUUUUUUAUCAUAUGUUUAUAGUCUUUAGACCUCAGUGGAGUUCCUUAAAUUGCAAAAGUCUUUUAAACCUACAGAAGCCUUUCCCUUUUCUGUUCUUGUCUUUAUUUUCUUUACUUAAAAAGGAUUUAUUUUCAAGUCUGUUGUUUGAUUCUGGUUUGAAGUUUAGGUUUUUUUGGUUUUCUAUUACUUUGGCGACAAUGUGGCUAAAACUGCUUUGUUUUGAAGUGAAGAUUGAAUUUUUUAUAAUUAAAGUAUUUUUGUGAUUUUUUUUGUCAGGGUAAGUUAAAAUCCAAUUUCUUCCAGAUGUUGAAAUUGUCUUGUCAAAA